This is a messenger RNA of Oryzias melastigma (Indian medaka), 3882 nucleotides long. RefSeq names its product stonin-1. Gene Ontology annotation, cellular component: synaptic vesicle; transcription factor TFIIA complex; AP-2 adaptor complex. The record is from RefSeq and is a predicted model, not a curated record. Gene Ontology annotation, biological process: clathrin-dependent endocytosis; synaptic vesicle endocytosis; regulation of endocytosis. Gene Ontology annotation, molecular function: clathrin-cargo adaptor activity. The transcript has 11 exons. Bases 275 to 3598 code for a protein of 1107 amino acids. NCBI's taxonomy places the organism in Eukaryota, Metazoa, Chordata, Actinopteri, Beloniformes, Adrianichthyidae.
GAGGCCCAAAUGUCCAACGGCAUUGAACGCAGCACUGCAGUGUUGGCUGGAGCGGUGUCCCGUUUGAGGACAGUCUGUGAACUCGGGAGGGGAAGUGCAGCUCCGUGGAAAAACUCCCAGGAUUUACACUCUGCCAUUUUGAGUAAAAAACGCGGCCGCUGUCGGAGCUCAGACGUGUCCAUCCAGUAGCUGACAUGACGCGGAUGAAGGAGCUCCAUCGCUGAAUUUAUGCAGAGGUUUUGGUUAGAAGACGGUUAAUCUGAACGUUUCCGUCAUGUGUUCCACAAAACAGUCAAACUGGGUCACGUUUGAUGAUGACGGCGUGCCGCCCCCAUCGCCUCAAAAGUCCCUGGAUUUGCCAGGCGUCAUCACAGCGUCUGUACCAUGUCCCAAUGGUGUGAAGUUAGAGUUUCCUUCAAUCAAAGAUACCUCUUGGAGCUUCAGUAGCCCUCAACAUUCUUCUCAAAGCCGCCCAAGACCGAGACGACAGGCAUCUGCUCCAUGUGGGUCCGCCCUUUCCGCUGCUUUGUGUAGAAUUCCCAGCAGUGCCUCCUCAUCACACUCCAACAAGAGCACGUUCUCCAAGAGCUUCUCCUCAUCAGGCAACUGCAUGUCAUCUUCUGCAUCAGAGUCACCGAACCACUCCUCAGAUGAGCCAAGCCCUUUCCCCUCUUUCCAGGGAAACUUGGGACACUACAACCCUUUCUGGGAGGAUUCGGGAAACGGCGCAGAUGCGGGCAGCUCUUCCUCGGACUCGGACACGAACAAUAGCUUGCCGAGAUUCUUCAUUCGCACUAAAGAUGGCAGGGAACCUCCUCGGUCCCCGCUCCAGAACUCUUUCUCCUACGUUUGCAACAAACUGGAAAACUUGCAAGCUGGCGCAGAUGACAAACUGGAAGUGACUGAGGAGAGGCGGCUCAGCGGCAGGACUGAGGUGUUGAGAGAGGGUUCGUCUCAGUUUGCUCCUCGAGGUCUGUUCCGCAGUAAGAACCAAGAUGGUUGGCCCAUCAUGCUCAGGAUUCCUGAAAAAAAGAACCGCAUGUCCUCCCGACAGUGGGGGCCGAUCUACCUCCGCUUGUUGCCGGGAGGGGUGCUCCAGAUGUACUACGAGAAAGGUCUGGAGAAGCCAUACAAAGAGUUCCAGCUCCUGCCUCAGUGUCGACUCUCAGAUCUCAGGGUGGAAAGUUACAGCGAUCCCCGGAAAGUCCUGACAGUCAAAGUGGAGCAUUUCUCCUACACGGAGAAAAAACGCUAUCACCCAAAGGUGGAGGUCAGCCACGAGGCGGAAGUGGAACAGCUGCUCAAGUUUGGCUCCACCGUCCAUGAGGACAUGGAGGAUUUGGUCGUCUCCAUGGAAGAGGAGAUCUUUAAACUGGGGGUGCCUCACCAGCAGAGCCGGCACUACGAGGAGCAGGAGCUGUCUCUGCAGAUCACCGAUCACAUUUGGAUCCAGCUGGAUAAGUGUGGGGAGGUCAUGGAGCGAUCAGCUUUCACUCAGAUUCACUGUCUGGCGUUUCUGAACGGACACGGGGGCUGUUUCCUCGCCCUCAACGACCUCGGGCUGCUUAGAUCUGACUCCAGCUACGGGUCCGAGGACAGCGGCGAGCUGUGGAUGGAGAUCGCCGACUGCCAUUUGCACAAAUGUGUUAACGAGAUUGAGUUUAAGAGGUCCCGACUAAUUAAGUUCUCACCUCCGGAUGCGUGUAGAGUGGAACUUAUGCGGUACAAAACUACAGCCUUGGGUUGCACGGAUAUGCCCUUCUCUGUCAAAGCUGUGGUCACAGUUCAAGGAGCUUAUGUGGAGCUCCAAGCUUUCCUCAACAUGUCGGGCCCCUUCCUGUCCUCCCUCAGGGCCUCCGGCGCUUACUUCCCGCUCUGUGAGAACGUGGUGAUCCGCGUGCCAGUCCCAGGCCACUGGGUCAGAGUGACCCAGACUGCAGGUUUACUGCGGCAGAGGUCGCUGAAGGCCAGGAUGAACCGGAACGCCUGCCUGGGCUCGGUCGGGGCUGCAGAUUCACAGCCCGUCAUGCAGGUGUCGAUCGGCUCCAUCAAGUACGAAAGUGUGUAUUCAGCCGUCGUGUGGAGGAUCGACAAGCUGCCAGCGAAGAACACGGCGGUGGACCACCCCCACUCGUUUUGCUGCAGACUGGAGCUGGGAUCCGAUCAGGAGAUCCCGAACGACUGGUAUCCUUUCGUCACGAUGGAGGCGGAGAUCAUGGGCGCGGUGGUGUCUCAGACCAAAGUGAAGUCUCUCGGCACUGCGAACGACAUCCAGCCGCAGAAGCACGUGACCAGCUGGACGCGCUAUCACUGCCAGGCCAAACUCUACUUGUCCAUAAUCGACGAUGUGAUUGACAAUAUGAAGGAGCUCUUCUUGGAUGAAGGGAUUGAAGAUCGGGUCUUGGAUGAUUUAAGACAUCUCUGGGAGUCGAAGGUGAUGCAGUCCAAAGCAAUAGAGGACCACAGAAGGAACAACAUCAACUCUUCAAACUUUGUGCUGCAGCUUCCAGCUGGUUACCAACAGACUGAACAGGAUCUUGCAGCUCCAGUUGUGAUUCCUGCAGCUCAGAACAUCAACAGUUUACCAGUCAAGAGGAAUUCAGGGACUCUUGCCACGUUUUCCCUCCCUGCAUCACUGGCGUACCCGGUUCAGAUCCCUGCUGGAGUCACCCUGCAAACCGCCUCAGGUCAGUUAUACAAAGUGAACGUUCCUGUGGUGGUUUCUCAGGCCCAAGCGGGGCAGCAGCCUGCAUCACACCCCCCACCCAGAGUCGCCGAGUGGGGAGACGCUCCAGCCCUUCAGCCAGCUGUGGUUCCACCUCAUCCCAUUCCUCCACAUGUGCCAGAGCUGCCUCCUCUCCCCGCCUCCUCCAUCACACAUCCAAGGCCCAGUCUACCGCUUUGUCAGGAGAGCAGCCUUCCCCAGAUAGACCUCACACUGGGAGAUAAUGAGCCAGCUCCUCCACCUGAACCUGUGAAUGUCUCCACCACUGCCUCACCCUGCACUCAAUUGUUAGACCUCCAGAUCCGUGCAGAGGAGGCUUUGGCACAAACGACAAAGAGCAGAGACAUUUAUGACAUCCUGAAAGAGGUGAUUGAGAAGGAGACGGAGAAAGUUGAAAGAAGCAGGGAUGGAGCAGCUGGAAGCUCCGGCGGUCGGUCUGAAGCUGCUCUUCAGCAGGACUACAGCGCCCUGUCUGACAUCAUUCAACUGGAUGGUCCAGCAGACAACUCUGACCAUGAGGACGAGGAGGUUCCCGUGCAGGAGAAUGACUUUCUGGGCUUGAUCAAUGCGGAGGUCAUUAAGGCCCUGCAGGAAGAAAAUGAAAGCAGUGACAGCAACAGCGUGUCCGGCAGCAGCAGUGGAGGAGUCGAUGAACUCGCUGAUGUAGAAGAAGGGGAUCCUUUGAAUUCAGGCGAUGAUGUGGUUGAACAGGACAUCCCGGACCUUUUUGACACCGACAAUGUCAUUGUUUGCCAGUAUGACAAAAUUCACCGCAGCAAGAAUCGCUGGAAGUUUCAUCUAAAAGACGGGGUGAUAUGUUACGGAGGUCGGGACUAUGUGUUCUCCAAAGCUGUUGGGGAAGCAGAGUGGUAAAGAGCUCCAAGAGAGCAAGUGAUUGUGGCAGGGGGGAAAAAAAGGAAACGGUGAUAAAAUGUGUAAAUUAAUUCUCCUUGGUUAUAUCAUUGGCUGAAAAGCUAAGUCAUAAAAGUAUAGUUCUCAUUUAUUAAUAUCAGAGAAAAAUUGAAGACUGUCAAUUUCUUUCUCACAUGAAAAAAGGCUUAGUUCUUGUUAGUCAUGUUUUCAUUUGUCAUUUUCUUAAUUUUAACAUUCUUUCUGCUUUCAAAUUGUUCAUUUGACAAAUAAACUGAUGCACUGCA